AUGAUAGAUCUGAGCCUAGUACUAGGAAAGCAUGUGACAUUUCCACUGCUGUGCUAUGUGUCCUACCUAUGGUACAUGGACUUGAAGGCAGAGCAGAGGGCGGAACAGAAGGCCGACGAUGAGCAUCGUGUUCCAGCAAGAGACCAACCUGCAGAUGAGCCUGCUAAGGAUCGCUCGGAGAGUACCAUUGGCUCGAAGUGGUCGCCGAUCCCUCUCAUGAAAGAGCAAGUUACACCUGCUACGUCGGAGCCAGACUACAGACCCUGGUACGCGACGAAACCGUACCCCUACAAGCCUUUCAAAUCCGGCGAGUACCGGCUUAAUAUGGGCGUCAAACCAAUUCCCCUCAGCCACUGGCUGAUCAUGGAGAACACAUACAAGGAAAGGAUCGAGGCGAAAUGGGAAAUCAUAAAGAAGAACUACAAGGACGUGAUGUUCUGCCUAGACCCCGCAAUGGUUAACAGCACGGGAAGUGGCGGGGCAGCCCCUGUCGCCACAGGUGAUGCGGCUUUCAGCGAAGGUACUCUCGUUACCCUCGAAGACGUCGAGAAAUGCCUAGAGGCAGUGUGCGAGCUCUACGACCAUGUCGUUGGCUACCUUUGCCAGAGGUUUCCACAGUACUUCGAGGUCGUACUGUCGCCCUCAAGUGAGUCCGCGGGCGUGUUUCACAGUAAGGUCAUGGACGAAUUCCACCCCGUCGACCCACGCGCGUACUUAGAGCUCGAGAACGACAGCCUGGCGUUCAUCCAGUACCGUUGCAAAAACGCUGACAUUGUGCCCUCCAAGGUUACUGACGGCAGCGUCAAGAAGGACAGCGUAGGAUACAUGUCCCUCGUCACCACGGCCCGGACCAGGCGGGCGCACGAGCUGAUCCUGGCUAUGGCCAGAAUGGUCGAAGAGGAUAAGAUGCUUCUUCUGCCGAACAGCAGUGGCCAGUUUAACAACGAAUACAUUCUCAUGGCCGGCUGCUUCGCAUUCGCCGCAGGCUUCAACCCUCGCCAGCGCUUCCUGAAGCCGCUGACCUUGGUGCACGGGCCCGUCCCAGACUACAAGAAGAACCUGCAAGCUCACAUGAACCGCUUCUUCCACACCCACCAGCCGGGGAGACUGGUUCUGCGAGUCAACUUCUCCUUCCAGACCCACACAAAGCUGUACGUGACCGACGACAACAAGGGAGCCGACGGUGAGCUCAUCUUCGCCAAGACUCUGGACCAGCUCCGCGGCGGCCGCGACCUGUUCUACCGUUCCGAGCGCCAGUGUCUCAUCAAGCUAGGGCCUUCCACAAACGCCAUGUGCUUCUCCAUCAAGACAUACCUGUGGAGUAUGUCCGAGCAAUUCCUCACUGACGAGUACUACUCUCAGCACGGAGUUCUCCAGGACCUCUACGACGCGGUCGCUGGUAUGCAAGACAACAUUAGCCACUACAAGCGUAAGCCCGAAUGGGGGCCCGCUCUGCUAGGCCUCCUCCAGAAGAGGCUCCAAGCCAAUUGA
Molecule: messenger RNA, 1491 nt
Organism: Lachancea thermotolerans CBS 6340
Lineage: Eukaryota; Fungi; Ascomycota; Saccharomycetes; Saccharomycetales; Saccharomycetaceae
Product: heme-dependent oxidative N-demethylase family protein
Exons: 1
Coding region: 1-1491 (496 amino acids)
Source: RefSeq, a predicted model, not a curated record